Molecule: messenger RNA, 3024 nt
Organism: Agelaius phoeniceus (red-winged blackbird)
Lineage: Eukaryota; Metazoa; Chordata; Aves; Passeriformes; Icteridae
Gene: GLCCI1
Product: glucocorticoid induced 1
Cellular component (GO): cytoplasm
Source: RefSeq, a predicted model, not a curated record
GGGGCAGGAGCAAGAGCUGGCUGCGAGCGCCUCCCCCCCUCCCCAUCCUUCCCGCUCCGGCUGCGUGUCCCCUCGUCGUGCUCUGCCGCCGACCGCCCUGAGCCCGCAGCGCUGUACGAUGUGAGCGGCCGUUGGGCUCGGCAGCGCCCCCGGUGCUCUCGACGCUGGGGCGGGCAGCGAUGGCCAGAGCCUGGCGUGGAAGCAGCAGCCGCCGUCGCCGAUAGGAAGCGCCGGGGGCAGCUGGGCAGGCGGCGCGGAGACUCCCCAGGGCCGUGCAGCGGUUGUCCCGCCCCGCCCCCUCCCUCCUUCCCUCCCCUCCUCCUCCUCCUCUCCCCGCGGCCGGUGCAUGCGGGGCGCUGGGGGCCGAGCUCGGGUCCCCCGCAGCCACCGGAGCGAGUGACCCGCGGGGGUCUUGCGCAUCCCCGCUAUGUCCUCGUCCAGCUCCUCGCAAACCCCCCCGUCCCACCACCAGCCCCCGCCGCAGAGGAUGAGGCGCGGCGCCGCCGGGUCCCCCACCGCCGGCACGGCCGGGGGCCCCGGUAACAGCGCCGGGGGAGGCUCAGCGGGGACCAGCCGGCUGCUCCAGCCUAUCCGAGCGACCGUCCCGUACCAGCUCCUGCGGGGCAACCAGCACAGCCCGACCCGCUCCCCAUCCGCCUCGGUGGGCAGCAACACGGGCCCGGGGAGCGGCGGGGGUCGCGGCGGAGGCAGCCCCCCACCGCCGCCCAGCGCGACGCCGCCGCUGGCGGCGGGCGGUGGAGGGGAGCAGGGCAGGGUGAAGGGCAGGCAGCGGCGGUCGCCGGAGAGCGGCGGCAGCAGGAGGAGCAGCUCACCUGAGAGACGGAGCCCCAGUUCCCCGGUGUACAGAGUGGACAGGCCAAAAUCCCAGCAAAUCAGAACUUCUGGUACCAUAAGGCGAACUUCUUCUUUGGACACAAUAACAGGACCUUACCUCACAGGACAGUGGCCACGUGAUCCCCAUGUACACUACCCUUCAUGUAUGAAAGAUAAAUCUACUCAGACACCCAGCUGUUGGGCCGAAGAGGGAGCAGAAAAGAGAUCCCAUCAGCGCUCGGCAUCGUGGGGAAGUGCUGAUCAGCUGAAAGAGCAGAUUGCCAAGCUGAGGCAGCAGCUGCAGCGCAGCAAGCAGAGCAGCCGGCACGGCAAAGAGAAGGAACGUCAGUCACCUCUCCAUGGCAACCACAUAGCAAUCAGUCAGACUCAGGCUUGUAUUUCCAGAUCUGUCCCUAUGCCACUGUCAAGCAUUUCAGUGCCAAAAUCAACUGCUUCACGUGUGCCGUGUAAUGUAGAAGGAAUAAGCCCUGAACUGGAAAAAGUAUUCAUUAAGGAGAACAGUGGAAAAGAAGAGGUAUCCAAGCCCUUGGACAUCCCCGACGGCCGGCGGGCGCCGUUGCCCGCUCACUACCGCAGCAGCAGCACCCGCAGCAUUGACACGCAGACUCCCUCUGUGCAGGAGCGCAGCAGCAGCUGCAGCAGCCACUCACCCUGUGUCUCUCCCUUUUGCCCUCCUGAAUCUCAGGAUGGCAGUCCCUGUUCAACAGAAGAUUUGCUCUAUGACCGUGAUAAAGACAGUGGGAGUAGCUCACCGUUGCCCAAGUAUGCCUCAUCUCCCAAACCAAACAACAGCUACAUGUUCAAACGAGAGCCCCCAGAGGGAUGUGAGCGAGUGAAGGUCUUUGAGGAAAUGUCGUCUCGCCAGCCUGUCUCAGCCCCUCUCUUUUCAUGUCCUGACAAAAACAAGGUUAAUUUCAUCCCAACCGGAUCAGCUUUCUGUCCUGUAAAACUCCUGGGCCCCCUCCUUCCCGCUUCAGACCUGACGCUGAAGAACUCUCCCAACUCUGGUCAAAGCACAGCUCUGAGCACCCUGACUGUUGAGCAGCUUUCGUCCCGGGUCUCUCUCUCAUCUCUGUCAGAUGACACCAGCACAAUGGACUCCCUGGAGACCCCGGUACAGCCGUGCCAGCAGCAGCAGGAGAUUCAGACUGAAGAGCAUUCCUCUCCUCAGAGCUACGUGUUGAUCUAGAGCAAGGUGGAGCAGGCCUCUGCCCCAGACAAGGAGGGAGGAGAUCCUAGUUCAGAUACAUCUGCAUGAGGUGGCAACCUUUCAGAACACCACAGAAUACUUAGCAGCAUUCAAAAAAUAUCUCAACACUGUUCUUGGCAGGGACAGAAUCCAUAUUUGGCAUUUUUUUGGUGAGAAAGCAGUAAUGCCUGCAGAAUCCAUAUUACAUGAAAUGUUUUAAGUGGAGACUAUGCAUUUCAUAGUACGUUUGACCAGAUUAGUACUGUGUCCUGUGUUCUGUUUCAAAUUCUACAGUAUAAAUAAGCUCUCUCUAUAUAUAAAAAAAAUGUUGCCUGUCUGAAUAGAAAAUGUCUUGCUGUGUUGUGUCCUAUGGAAAAUACUGUACUUCAGGAUUAUGUUUACAAUUGAUCCAGGUGUUUAUGUUUCUAACUUCUGUAAUACACACAAUGCAAAAAAAAAAAAAAAAAAUGGCCACAGCAGUUGCACAGUGCCCACCCUAUGGCCUAGCUUCAGGUACUUCUCUUGAAGUGUAAACUCAGGUAACUUGGAAUGUAUAUCAUAUUGGAAUAUAAAAUAUUUUACAGCUACAAAGCUAAAGAGGGAACAUCACUCUUUUGCCUUUCCUUGUUUUAUGCAUUAUAUUUCCUCAUUACAUUCCACUUUCUUGGAAUAAGUGCAUUCAGAUCCAGGUGAAUGAUGAGCCUGGACAUGGGUGAACAUGAGGAGAACCAGCAAAUCUGUGAUGUAUAUCACUUUGUCAUGUGCUUACAAGUAAAACAACUGUUGCAUUUACUGUCAUUUCAAUAGAUGUAAAAUUGUGGCAUUUAAAGGUUUCAGGUGUUGCUCAGUUAAUGACUGUUAAACUGUUGCAAAUAAAGUGUUCAGUACUAGGCUGUACAUGAGAAACAUUCCACAUUGUGUGUGAGAGGAUUUUGAAAGACAAGAAUGUUUUUGUUAAAGGACAGAAAUUCUUUUAGGUU